AUGCAAGCUUUACGCAAUCGUCUACUAAUAUCGAUAAUAAAAGAAAAGGCUGAGACUGCUUCCGUAAGCGAACCUCCUAAAAUUGCGAUAUCUUUUUACGAAGAGCUUAAAUUCCGCCACGAUCAAGCAGAGCAAGUUUUCAGAAACACCGUCGAAUGUCUUUUAAAACACUAUGACAAGAAAGUGAGAAAAUACGCGAAUUAUAUGAAGAAAAGGACGUCUUUAUCAGCUUCAACACAGGACCAAUGCAGAAAGAGAGUUAUGGAAUUUGAUACUAAAAUUGGACAAAAGUGGAUAGCCGAUCUUGAUCACCAAAGCAAGAGAAGGCGUCGUGACGCAAAUCCUCUAAGAAAAUAUCCAGACUACGAGGUCAAAAGACGAAAUAUCAAUAUUUCCGAUCGCUUUGCGGGAGAUCAAGACGUUGAACUGAAGAAAUGGAUAUUUGAAAAUCAAGUUCCUGACAUAACCGAUAAGGAAAAGGAUGCAAUAGACAGUUAUGUCUUCGAUGUAUUUCAGCGUGAUGUAGAAAGCACAAUAAAGUCUAUUGAGGAGAAGGAAGUCGACCUCAAUCCAAAGGACGCUGCGUUCGUAAAAAGAAUUUUGGAUACAUAG
Paraglomus occultum is the source of this 612-nucleotide messenger RNA. NCBI's taxonomy places the organism in Eukaryota, Fungi, Glomeromycota, Glomeromycetes, Paraglomerales, Paraglomeraceae. The record is from the annotation of a GenBank genome assembly.